AUGGGCGAAGGGAGCAUCACCAAAUUCUUCCAGAAAAGGUCGCUCCUCCGCUUCGUGCAGAAAUAUCAGCCCCUGGGAAGCGGCGAGCCGGAAGAGGAGCCCCAGGAGGAGUGUGAGCUGAAAAUCAUCCAGCAGGAGAAUGAGGUGGCAGUCCUGCCCCCGAAGGACGCCUGUAAAUGUCACAAGGAGGACUUGGCAAGAGCUCUAAACGUUGAUUUACAGACUGGACUCUCUGAGUUUUCUGUGCUCCAGCGCCGGUCAAAACACGGCUGGAAUGAAUUUUCAGUAGAGAACACUGAGCCAAUAUGGAAGAAAUAUCUGGACCAGUUCAAAAACCCCCUGAUCCUCCUGCUGCUGGCCUCAGCUCUAGUGAGUGUCAUCACCAAGGAGUACGAGGACGCUGCCAGCAUCACCAUGGCCGUGCUCAUCGUGGUCACCGUGGCCUUCAUCCAGGAAUAUCGCUCGGAAAAGUCUCUGGAAGAGCUCAACAAGCUGGUGCCCCCCGAGUGCAACUGCCUAAGGGAAGGAAAACUGCAGCACCUUCUAGCACGAGAGCUGGUGCCUGGAGAUAUCAUCUACCUGUCUGUGGGUGACAGGGUUCCUGCAGACCUCAGGCUCAUAGAGGUUACAGAUCUGCUGGUGGAUGAAUCCAGUUUUACCGGAGAAGCUGAGCCUUGCAACAAGACUGAGGGUGUCCUGCUGGAAGCUGGGGACAUCACCACGCUGAGCAAUGUGGUUUUCAUGGGGACCCUGGUGCGAUACGGGAAGGGAAAAGGCGUGGUUAUUGGCACGGGUGAAAAUUCCCAGUUUGGCGAGGUGUUCAAGAUGAUGCAGGCUGAGGAGACUCCCAAGACACCUCUGCAGAAGAGCAUGGACAGGCUGGGGAAGCAGCUCACCCUGUUCUCCUUUGGGAUAAUUGGUUUGAUAAUGCUCAUUGGCUGGCUGCAAGGGAAGCAUCUCCUCAGCAUGUUCACCAUUGGAGUCAGCCUGGCCGUGGCUGCCAUCCCUGAGGGCCUGCCCAUCGUGGUCACUGUCACCCUGGUGCUGGGAGUGCUGCGCAUGGCCAAGAAAAAGGUGAUUGUGAAGAAGCUGCCCAUAGUAGAAACCUUAGGUUGCUGCAAUGUCAUCUGCUCGGAUAAGACGGGCACUCUGACUGCCAACGAGAUGACGGUGACGCGGCUCGUGACCUCGGACGGCUGCCAGGCUGAGGUCAGCGGGGUGGGCUACAAUGGAGAAGGAAAUGUUUAUCUUCUGCCAUCCAAGGAGAUCCUUAAAGAAUUUUCCAACAUCUCCAUUGGGAAACUCGUGGAGGCUGGCUGUGUAGUCAAUAAUGCUGUUAUCAGGAAAAACAGUGUGAUAGGACAACCCACAGAAGGAGCUCUCAUCGCCUUGGCAAUGAAGAUGGAAUUAGCUGACAUAAAGGACAUUUAUGUAAGAAAGAAGGAAAUUCCAUUCAGCUCCGAGCAGAAGUGGAUGGCUGUGAAAUGCACACUGAAAAAUCAGGAUCAGGAAGAUAUUUACUUUAUGAAAGGAGCAUUUGAAGAAGUUAUCCAGCACUGCACUCUGUACAACAGUGGUGGCAUCUCGUUGUCACUCACACCCCAGCAAAAAGCCCUCUACCAGCAGGAAGAGAAGAGAAUGGGCUCCUCAGGACUUCGAGUACUUGCUUUGGCUUCAGGUCCAGAACUUGGCAAACUAACAUUUCUAGGUCUGGUUGGAAUAAUUGAUCCCCCAAGGGCUGGGGUGAGAGAAGCUGUUCAAAUCCUGUUUGAGUCUGGUGUGUCAGUGAAGAUGAUCACUGGGGAUGCCCUGGAAACAGCUGUGGCUAUAGGACAGAAUAUUGGUCUCUGCAAUGGGAAGCUGAAAGCCAUGUCUGGGGAGGAGCUGGACCAACUGGCAGAGGCAGAGCUCUCCUCCACUGUCCAAAAUGUUUCCAUUUUCUUCAGAACAAGUCCAAAGCACAAACUAAAAAUAAUAAAGGCCUUGCAGAGGGCCGGUGCUGUGGUGUCAAUGACAGGGGACGGCGUCAACGACGCCGUGGCCCUGAAAUCCGCGGAUAUCGGCAUCGCCAUGGGACGGGCGGGGACAGACGUCAGCAAAGAGGCUGCCAACAUGAUCCUCGUGGACGAUGACUUCUCAAAAGUCAUGAAUGCAAUAGAAGAGGGAAAGGGAAUAUUUUACAACAUAAAAAAUUUUGUCCGGUUCCAGUUGAGCACGAGUAUUUCAGCUUUGAGCCUAAUUACCCUGUCAACAGUGCUCAACCUACCCAACCCCCUCAACGCUAUGCAGAUCUUAUGGAUCAACAUCAUCAUGGAUGGGCCGCCAGCACAGAGCUUGGGCGUUGAACCUGUUGACAGGGACACCAUCAAGCAGCCCCCCCGCUGCAUCACGGACACCAUCCUCAGCAAAUCCCUGAUCCUGAAAAUCUUCAUGUCAGCAAUCAUCAUCAUCAGUGGAACCCUCUUUGUCUUCUGGAAGGAGAAUCCAAAAGGGGGCAUAACUCCUCGAACCACAACAAUGACUUUCACCUGUUUUGUGUUUUUUGACCUCUUCAAUGCCCUGACAUGUCGCUCUCAGACAAAGUUGAUAUUUGAAAUCGGCUUUUUCCGAAACCGCAUGUUCUUGUAUUCUGUGCUUGGGUCGUUUUUGGGACAGCUGGCUGUUAUUUACAUCCCUCCACUACAAAAGAUCUUCCAGACAGAGAAUUUAGGAGUGUUAGACCUGCUGUUCCUCACCGGCCUGGCUUCCUCAGUGUUCGUGCUGUCCGAGCUCGUCAAACUCUGUGAAAAGCGCUGCUGCCCCCCAAAGCACACACAGGGACGUCACAACUGACUGACUGCUCUAAAACACACCUGGAACAGAGCUGUGGGGCUGGAUGAUCCCAAUCCACGGCUUUGUGACCCACACACCCUUCCUGAAGGUACUCAAGUGCAGCUGCACCAACAGUGCUGACACCAGAGACCCUUCUACCCCCUCCACGUGAGCUGUCUGCAGAUACCUCCAGAGUGGCUCCUGUUUCAAACCAAGAGCAGGUAUAUUUUUAUAACACUGAUCUGUGUUCCAGAAGACUGAGCAAGUCCCAGACAAAAAAAAAGAGUUUCAAACCUGUACAGAAAAAUCUAUUGUGCACAAACUGAAAUUUUAUUUAUUUAAAUCAAAAUCAUUUUUAUUAAUAAAAUCUACAUUUUAAAAUGUUACAGACAAGUA
Molecule: messenger RNA, 3207 nt
Organism: Vidua chalybeata
Lineage: Eukaryota; Metazoa; Chordata; Aves; Passeriformes; Viduidae
Gene: ATP2C2
Product: ATPase secretory pathway Ca2+ transporting 2
Exons: 27
Coding region: 1-2832 (943 amino acids)
Biological process (GO): manganese ion transport; calcium ion transmembrane transport; intracellular calcium ion homeostasis
Cellular component (GO): plasma membrane; endoplasmic reticulum; Golgi membrane
Molecular function (GO): P-type calcium transporter activity; ATP binding; ATP hydrolysis activity
Source: RefSeq, a predicted model, not a curated record